CACCAAGCACAGUGAGAACAGGCUUAAAAAAGUCCCAGCACAGCAUUCACUGCAAGCUGAAUGACAGCAAUGGCUCAUCUGAAGCUUCUUCUUCUUCUUCUUUUGUGGGUUGGCAUCACAGUGAGCACAGGAGUAGAUUUGCACAAAAGGGUCUAUGGAGGUCAAAAGUGUCCAGACACUGAGCGUCUGUAUCACGUGAAACUAAAGGCAACCGAUGGAAAAUACGAAAGUCUCUGUGGUGGCUCACUGAUCCAUGAACGGUGGAUUCUGACUGCAGCUCACUGCUGGGAAAAUAAACCUGGAUGGAAAAUGUAUGCAACUUUAGGAAUUCAUCCACGUCAAUCAUGGAUAAAGUUAUUAGCUGAUCCAUCUUUAAAUAAAAAAAAAAAGGUGGAAGUCACAGGUGGAUCAUUUUUUGUGGGCAUAAAUACAAUUGAUGACAUUAUGCUACUGGAAAUUCCUCCACAACCAGGCAGGAAGAUCGUUGCCUUACCGAACUGUGCAAAUCCUCCCAGAAUAGGAGACGUCGUUCAGGUUGCAGGACUUGGUGGUUAUAGGGUAAAUGCCACCGGCCACACACGCCCUGGCCAACCAUUUAAUCUCCAGUGUGCAAACAUGCAUGUUGUUGACUGUGUUCCUACCACACGCUACGCUAACUGUGGUGCACAUGUGCCAUAUAACAACAGGCUGUGUCUGGAAGAACCUAACGUAGAUAUUCGUGAGGGUGAUUCUGGUGGUGGUGUGAUAUACAACAACAUGAUUUAUGGUGUAAUCAGUUUUAUACCUGUACAUGUCUGUACUGGGCCAGCUGUUACUGUGAAUGUUUGUUCUUACAUGAACUGGAUAAACCAGAAGAUUAAUCCAAAAAGUAAUGGAAAAUAACUGAAUGAAAAUAACAUCCAGAAUAAACAAUCAUCUCUAC
Messenger RNA from Oreochromis niloticus (Nile tilapia), 922 nucleotides. RefSeq names its product thrombin-like enzyme acutin. The transcript has 6 exons. Gene Ontology annotation, molecular function: serine-type endopeptidase activity. Gene Ontology annotation, biological process: proteolysis. The record is from RefSeq and is a predicted model, not a curated record. The coding region runs from base 61 to 882 and encodes 273 amino acids. NCBI's taxonomy places the organism in Eukaryota, Metazoa, Chordata, Actinopteri, Cichliformes, Cichlidae. Gene Ontology annotation, cellular component: secretory granule.